Molecule: messenger RNA, 258 nt
Organism: Penicillium taxi
Lineage: Eukaryota; Fungi; Ascomycota; Eurotiomycetes; Eurotiales; Aspergillaceae
Exons: 3
Coding region: 1-258 (85 amino acids)
Source: RefSeq, a predicted model, not a curated record
AUGGAUCAGACUGCAGUGGCUCUCCAUUUGACGGAUAAAAACGUUAAUAUUGUCUUGGGUUUAUCAGUUUGCGAUUUCCUUGUCAAUUGGAUUCAUGGUGUGCUUCCGGAGGGAAUCAGCUCCAACCACAAGCCCACCGAAUAUGUCACGCGUCGGGCACAUGUGUGUGGGAUUGAUAGGUACAUAACAGACGACACAUUGAACACAUUAAGCCUAGAUGAUACUGAGAAUAUGAUAGUGUUGUUGAAGAUAGAAUAG